UAUGCGAAAUAUAUAAGUCUUGAAGUGUCAACCGGCCCAGCGCGCGCCGCUGUCAUUUGGCGUGCGCAUGAGGCAAAUGCAUAUCUUGGCAUCAAGGAAAAGCUCAGCUGCCCUGUGGCCAUAAAAAAAAAUAUCAAUGCCCUCUUCUGUUCAGCUCAGCUGCUUUGCUUUGUCAAAUAAUCUACUCCUCCAUGGAAAAGGAAAAGAAGCUGCUUUGCUUUGCUUUGCUUGCUCCAUCGAUGGGAAUGUGAUGCUUUGCUUUGCUUUGCUUGCUUCUCUCCACCUGAUGCUUUACCCACCUCCGGCUGCCAACGAGUACCCUGUGGCUGUGGCAUUGCUUCCCAAAUCCCAAUCCCUCCAGGCUCCAGCUCUUCCCUAGCACUGCCAUCACCCCGGUCGCCGCUGCCGUCCGCUGAUAUUUGUCACCACCGACUACUGGGCCGUGCAGUGCAUCCCAUCAAUCUCAGAGGUUGCUGACGCAGCGCUGUUCUAUAGCGGAAGGCCAGCAAGUUGACCAAUGGCGAUGGUGUUGGAUGCGUUUGCAUCCUACAUCGGAGACUACCUCAAGCAGGUGGUAGAAGAUGAGCUCGGAACGAUGCUGGGCGUCUCCAGCGAGAUCGACAAGUUGGACAACAAGCUCCUGGACCUCAAGAACUUCCUCGCAGAUGCUGAUAGGAGGAACAUCACCGACGAGACUGUCAAAGUCUGGGUGGGUCAGCUCAAGCGCGCCAUGUAUGAAGCUGCUGACAUCCUUGACCUCUGCCAGCUGAAAGCCAUGGAGAAGCGUGGGCCAUCCUCUGUAGAAGCUGGGUGUUGCAAUCCCUUGCUCUUCUGCUUGCGGAAUCCCUUCCAUGUUCAUGAGAUCGGCACCCGCAUCAAGGCACUCAACCAGAGGCUCGACUCCCUCAAGGAGCGGAGCGCUGCUUUCAACUUCAUCAAUCUUGCGUCCUACAAGGAACAUAGCAGCUCUCGUCAUGGUAAUCCCAGCCGUGAGACGUCGGGGGAGCUUGACAGGUCGGCUGUGGUUGGGGACAAGAUCGAAGAAGACACAAGAGCACUGGUGGCCCAGAUCACACGUUCUGGAAGUGAGGUCAGCAACAACAUUAUGGUGGUCGCUAUCGUAGGUGUUGGUGGGAUUGGCAAGACCACCCUCGCUCAGAAGGUCUUUAAUGACGAGGCCAUCCAAGGUGACUUCAGCAAAAAGAUAUGGUUGAGCGUCAACCAGAACUUUAGUGAGGUGGAGCUGCUGAGAAGAGCCAUCAUUGAAGUCAGAGGAGACGCUCAGCCAGUUGGAAAUGCAAAGGCCACGCUUCAACGAACCCUCAAGGAAGCCUUGAUUGGCCACAAGACCUUUUUGAUAAUGGAUGAUGUUUGGAACUAUAGAGCAUGGGAGGAUGUGCUCAAAACGCCGUUAGUCAAUGCUGCUGCUCCAGGCAGCCGCGUCCUCAUCACCACCAGAGAUGAAGGUGUAGCCCGAGGGGUGUCAGCUAUAUGGCCAUACCGCCACGUCGACACAUUAGCACCUGAGGAUGCUUGGUUAUUGCUCAAGACGCAGGUACUCUCAAGUGAGAUAAAUGAAAACCACAUAAAUACGCUAAAGGAUAUUGGACUCAAAAUUAUAACAAAAUGUGGGUAUUUACCACUUGCCGUCAAAGUAAUGGGAGGACUCUUGCGUGAAAGAGGAGGGCUACGUCGUGACUGGCAGCAUGUUUUGGAUGAUUCGAAAUGGUCAAGAACUAAAAUGCCUGAUGAGCUUAACUAUGCAGUAUACUUAAGCUAUGAAUAUAUGCCUUCUUACCUAAAGCAGUGCUUUCUGUACUACUCUCUUCUUCCUAAAAGUAGAAAAUUUAGUAUGGAUGAAGUUGUUGCAAUGUGGAUUAGUGAAGGAUUUAUUCAUGGAAAUUCUAAUAAUUUAGAAGAAUUGGGAGAAAAUUACUACAAGGAGUUGGUAUCUAGGAACCUGAUAGAGCCAGAUAAAUCGUAUGUUGAUCUAUGGGUUUGCAGCAUGCAUGAUGUUGUUCGCUCUUUUGGUCAGUAUAUGAUUAAAGAUGAAGCACUCGUAACUGAAGACGGAGACAACGAUAUUAUUCCUAAACUUGGUUCAAAAAAGUUUCUUCGGUUGUCCAUAGAAACUAACCAAUCACAAUCCGGUGAACUUGAUUGGAAAUCUCUACAGGCGCAACAGUCAGUGAGAACAUUGAUCUCAACUAUCCAGAUUAAGAUGAAGCCCGGUGACUCAUUGUUUACUUUUUCUAGUUUGCGGACUCUGCAUAUUGAAUCUACAGAUAUGGCUGUAUUGGUUGAAUCGUUGCAUCAACUCAAACACUUGAGGUAUCUAAGACUAGUAAAUGCUGAUAUAUCUGUACUUCCAGGGAACAUUGGCAAGAUGAAACUAUUGCAAUUCCUUGUCCUUGAAUGUAAUAAAUUGGUGAAUCUUCCUGAUAGCAUUGUGAAGCUCGGCCAGCUGAGUUUACUUUCACUUCCCGAAGAAAGUAUGGUACCUAGAGGGUUUAGAGCUCUAACAAAUAUGAGGAGACUAAGUAUGUUUCGAGCCCACAUGGAUGGUGAUUGGUGCAGUUUGGAUGAGUUGGGGCCUCUUUCCCAACUCAGAGUUCUUGGAUUAACUAAAUUAGAAAAUGUAUCUGCCGCCUCGUUUGCUGCUAAUGCUAGGCUCGACGAGAAGAUGCAUCUUAUCUGGAUAUUCCUGCAAUGCACAAGUAAACUGGGAGAUGAUGGGUUGGUCAAAGAGAAGGAAGGUGUCUCUGAGGAAGAGCAGCAGCGAAUCGAGAAGGUUCACGAUAAGCUCUGCCCUCCACCUGGUGUAGAACUUCUUCAAAUCGAGGGGUAUUUUGGUUGGCAACUCCCGAGCUGGAUGAUGUCCACAUCAAUGGUGCCCUUCAACAACUUGAAGACUAUAUUGUUUGAUGAUCUGGCUUGUUGCAUACAACUUCCCAAUGGGUUGUGCCAGCUCCCCAAUCUGCAGAUUCUACAGGUCUCCCGUGCUCCAUGCAUCAAACAUGUUGGGACUGGAUUCGUGCAGGCGACAACAGCUUCAUUUCCAAGGUUAAAUGAAAUGAUCUUGGACAGAAUGGUGGACUGGGAGGAGUGGGAGUGGGAGGAGCAAGUACAAGCCAUGCCCCGUUUGAGAAGGAUUCAGCUCAAAAAUUGCAAACUGAGGCAUGUUCCUCCGGGCCUUGCCUCCAAUGCAACCUCUUUGAAAAUAUUAUUUCUAGAACAUGUCAAGCAGCUCAGCUACAUUGAGAGCUUCCCUUAUGUUGUUGAGCUUAUAGUGGAUGGAUGCGCCGACCUGGAGAGGAUCACCAAUCUCCCCAAUCUGCAGAAGCUUACCAUCAUUAGCUGCCUGAAGUUGAAGGUGUUGGAGCAUAUCCCUUCACUCGAGAGGCUGCUCUUGCAGGAUUACACCAUGGAAAAACUCCCAGAAUACAUGCGAGACAUAAAGGCAAGGCAUUUGCAGUUAUUCUGCAGGCUAUGGUUGCUCUCUGCGAUAGCCGUUGGACAAUCUGGCACUGAGUGGGACAAGUUAAGCCAAGUGGAGCAUGUCAAGGCAUAUGCAGGUGAUGGGGACAGCCAAAGAAAAUGGUACUUUUUGUACACGAGAGGAGACAACUGCAAGUUGGAUUCAAAUAUUAGCCGCUCUACUGUGUUUGAAGAAACCUUAUCAACUUCUAUGGUGGAUGCACAAGGAUUUGAGUCUGUGUACAAAAUGAGAAGAAGCACCUUCAGUUACGUCUGCAGCUUGGUGAGGAUCCCAUUUUUGGAAAAUAUGAUGGCAAGGGAUCACACCUUUGUUGAUGGGAGAUUGCUGUCUUUGCAAGACGGAGUAGCUGUCGCUCUGAGGGUACUGAACUCCGGUGGCUCUCCGGUUACCGUAGGAUCCUCUCUUGGUGUGAACGAGUCAACUGUGUUGCUGGUAACUCAGGUGUUUGUUGAGGCUAUGUGGGACCGAGCAAUGCACCACUGUAGCUGGCCUGGCUCCACUAAACUGGAGAAGAUCAAGCACAAGUUUGACAAGAUCCACGGCCUUCCGAACUGCUGCGGUGUUGUUCAUACAGAUCACAUCACGUUUGGAUCACAAAACCAUGACCAUGAGGAGAACGACGUUGUGCUAGUGCAAGCCGUUGUUGAUCCCGAUAUGAGGAUCACGGAGCUUUGGAUGGACGGUGAUCUCCUGGAGUGCAUUGAGAAAUAUGCUUGGCUGAAUGGCGGUAAGCUGAAGUUAUCAGAUGGCUCGGAGGUCGGGGAAUACAUCAUUGGUGAUGCAGGAUAUCCUCUUCGUCCAUGGCUCCUCACACCUUACCAGUUAGAAAAUGGUCUCCCACUCUCAGAGUCCAAAGUUGAAUUCAACAGGAGACACUCUGCAGCUACAUCCGUCGCGCCGAGGGCGUUGGCAAGGUUGAAAGACACGUGGAAGUGCCUACAGGGUGAAGGGUGGCAGCCCAAUAAUCAACGUGAGAUGCACCGGACAAUCCACACAUGUUGCGUGUUGCAUAACUUAGUGAUAGACAUGGAGGAGGAUGAGGGUGCAAGCAUGCCGAGCGGCCAGGAGGGGAUUUACAUCGAGAAAGUGUGGAAGGUAGCAGAUGAGGAUGCCGUCAGGGUGAGGGAUGCUCUGGCCCAGCACUUGAUCGGAUCUGGAGUCCACACAAUGGCUGCAGAGCAGGAACAAGGAGAAGUAGCAGCAGUUGCAUCUGGUUCAGGAGAUGGAAACAAGGAACAAGAAGGCAGAUCGAGGAAAGGAGAAAGUGCAUGAUAGCUAGCUAGAGAGGUGAGACCAUUCUUAUUUCUCGCCGCGGGGACAAGUCGCAGUUCUCUUCUUAGUUCCUAGUCUGCAUGUACUGUAUUGGCUAAAGUGACUAGUCAUUCAAUUGAUAGCAUGAUUUGGGCAGUUAAUUAGCAUCUCUACGACACUAGAUAGGUGUUGUGUCAUUUAUAUUGUUGGCAGUAGUAAGGUUUUGUGAUUCAGAAAACGACUACUCGUAGUAAUAAUGUAGCUGCAUGGAUGUUAGGGAUCAAGUAAUUGAUUUGGCAUUCACUGCAUUUUGCAUUUUCAGUGACUGUCACAAGUCUCGUGCACUUCAAUUCGUGACUGCUGCAUGUUGCCUGGAGGUAAAUUGGGGCAAGUUCAGAUUCAUUUUCGGUAGUUGUCAUCUUGUUCUGCCACCAGUAGCAAGAUGUUGUUACGGUGCUACUGCUAGCAGCGAUUCCCAAUCUAGUUCUUAAUUUGCAUCCUACGUAUCAAAGUUCAUUCCAGUCAUACCGUUAACUCACUCGGAAGGAAGCUAAACUGAUUGACUGGUGCCUAUUAGCAAUACGCAAAGCCAAACAAAAAACCUACACAAUUGCAAGAAUUCGGCAAUUUAAUUAGCAGAUAGCUCUACACUAGGUACUACUUACUGUGUACCACGAUGCACUUAAUAAACCAAGCUCAAGUCUCAUGAUCUAGUUUAAAUCUACCU
This is a messenger RNA of Triticum dicoccoides, 5477 nucleotides long. RefSeq names its product disease resistance RPP13-like protein 4. The transcript is spliced from 5 exons. Gene Ontology annotation, molecular function: ADP binding. The record is from RefSeq and is a predicted model, not a curated record. The coding region runs from base 518 to 4771 and encodes 1417 amino acids. NCBI's taxonomy places the organism in Eukaryota, Viridiplantae, Streptophyta, Magnoliopsida, Poales, Poaceae.